This is a messenger RNA of Malania oleifera, 1396 nucleotides long. RefSeq lists its product as uncharacterized. The record is from RefSeq and is a predicted model, not a curated record. NCBI's taxonomy places the organism in Eukaryota, Viridiplantae, Streptophyta, Magnoliopsida, Santalales, Ximeniaceae. The transcript is spliced from 6 exons. Bases 206 to 1132 code for a protein of 308 amino acids.
GAUCCCAAUUGUCAUCACAGAUCGCUUUUGUAAACCGAGAAGGGAGAGAGAGAGGGAGAGAUCCAGAAAUAAUUUCAGACACCUUGAUUGAGGUCCGUAACACGCCAAACUUCCCGCCAUUUCAUCCCUCAAGAUCGUAGCUUCUCCUCCACCUUACAGUCGCGCUCUUCUUCUUCUUCUUUUUCUCAUGUGAAAUGGAGAAGCCAUGAAUGCGGAGAAGAGAACGCUGAAGAGAAAGGCUCUCGCCGAUUGCACCAACACCGUCGCUUCUCGCCCCUCCUCCGUCUCCUCCUCCUCAAAAGUACCGCCCUCUCUUCUCAAUCCCUCUAAGCCCCCUCCUCUCACGUUGCCCGAUGCCAUCAACCUUGACGCUCCCAUUGCCUCCUUCAUCAAUGCUCGAAACCCUAGCACUUCUCGACGCCGCACUUGUACUUCUACCUCUGCAUUCAGCCAGAGAGAGAGUGCAAAGGAAAUAAAAAAGAAGAGGACACUGAAUGAAACUGUUGAAUGCAUAGAUGCCGAAGACUCUUCUAUUCCACAUCUACCACUAGAAUCUUCACAUAAUCCUCCCUCAGCAUGCAAUCAAAGCCAGACUGCUGAGGAAAUAAAAAAUAAGGGAAAGACAAUGGUUGAACCCUUUGAACCCAUCAAUGGCCCCUCUACUCCUCAUGGACAGCCAGAAUCUUCAUAUAAUCUGGGGAAGACAGUGAAUGAACCCCUUGAACCCAUCAAUGGCCCCUCUACCCCUCAUGUAGAAUUGGAAUCUUCAUAUAAUCAAGGUACUGCUGAUUCUGUGGUCCUCAAGUCUUCCAUACUUUACAGUCGAAGGCAGCCUGCAGGGAAAAGGAAGACCACAGGGAAGGCAGUGGCUGUAACUAUGAGUGCCCCUCCCAUGAAGAGGAUCAACAGGACUGGGGUCAAACUUAACGAAGCUGGGGAAACUCGUUUAUCCAAGUCAUGCACAGUUCGUUGGCAAAAACAUAAGAAGAAACUGGAUUCCUGGCAGCCUGAGGAAGGGGUUUCUGAACCUGCCUUACCACGAGACUUUAUAGAGAAGCAGAGAGCUUACUUUGCAGAGGUUGAUGCAUUUAAACUGCCAGUGGAAGAAGUUUCUGAUAGUGAGUUGGAGUAAAUACAAUAGGAAGGUAGUUUUAUACUUCAAAUGGAUGGUAUGGUGGUAAGGUGCCAUGUCCCCUUUGACACCUACUGUAUAGUUUCAAUAGCAUGCUCCAGGAAUUAUAUGGGGGAAAAAAAAACUCACCUAUCAUAUUGUUAAGUGGUUUGUAAUGUUUUCUCCAUGCGGAGUGUAGUGUACAUGGGGUGUUGUAAUUUUCAAAAAAAAUGAAGUUGAUUCUUUCAACACAAAACAAUUGAUUGAUUCCCCAAGUUGAUCAAA